Molecule: messenger RNA, 1025 nt
Organism: Exophiala xenobiotica
Lineage: Eukaryota; Fungi; Ascomycota; Eurotiomycetes; Chaetothyriales; Herpotrichiellaceae
Exons: 1
Coding region: 33-491 (152 amino acids)
Biological process (GO): nuclear-transcribed mRNA catabolic process, deadenylation-dependent decay; positive regulation of translational initiation; mRNA export from nucleus in response to heat stress
Cellular component (GO): P-body; RNA polymerase II, core complex
Molecular function (GO): nucleotide binding; translation initiation factor binding
Source: RefSeq, a predicted model, not a curated record
CCUCGUUCAAUCUCUGUAGAACUCGCUUCAAGAUGCCUCACGCCGCACCCUCUCGCGUGCCUCCCACAGCGACCUCCGACCUAGAAGCCGGGGCGGUCCUCAAACUUGGCGAAUUUCAAAAUGAAGUCACCUUGAACCUCUCGGAAGCACGAAUCAUUCUACAAAAGACCCUCGCGACGAGAGCUGCACGAGGUGGUGGCUUCGAAGAGACCGAGACAACAGCGAAGACCCGCGACUAUCUGGAGAUCUUUGCCGUCUUCAAAGACCUCGCCGAGGCUCAACAAGUCGAAGGAAUUAUCAACUCGUACGGUGAAAAUCUGGAACGUUUCGAAAAGAGUCAGCUGGGAAGUCUUGUGCCGACAUGUUCCGACGAGGCGAAAGCCCUGAUUCCAAGUCUGGAGAGAAAAGUUGAAGAAGGCAUCGUCAAUGAGGAAGAGCUGGAAGGCAUUUGCAGAGAACUGCAAAGAUUGAAGAGACAGGCACAACUAUGAGACAAUGAUGACAUUACGGGUUAUGGGCUUUGAGCCACCUCUACGCCGUUCACAUUACAAUGAUGAGAAGACAUUCAUGCGGGAAGUGGGUUGGGAAUACCAACACCAAUACCAAUCGCGUCUCAUAAUGCGCAGGGUCGAUAAUCGACGUCAGCUCUAGCGACGAUUCUUCCACCCUCCUGCGAAACAGCGGUCGGUCCGUAUCUACGGCCUAAGCAAAUGCACCUUGAGCUGCAUGCGGCAGUUGCAUCACCUUACAGGCAAGCUGGAUCGUCCUGGAUAGCAUCUCCCGCCUGUCGCACUCGAGAUAUGGACCCCCUGAUUAGGAGGCUGAAAACCAAAGCAGGCCUGUCUGGUUCAAAACUCACGAACUGCCACCGCCUGAGCUUGUUCUCACCUAUGUCAGUAUCAGACUAGUGUUCUGGCUUCGCACUUUGGAUACUUCGUUCAAAUUUCCUGGCGCAUGGCAUGAUCAAGCACUACAACUCGAACUGCAUUCGAGCGAGAAUGAAUGAUGAACGAAUGUUGAAGACA